AUGAAUGUAAGUGUGUAUCUUGGGUAUGGUAAUGGUUCUUUUCAAGAUCAAAUAACGUACCCUACUGGUGCUAAUCCAGUAUCUAUAGUUGUUGAUGAUUUCAACAAUGACAAACAAUUGGAUAUCGUAGUUGCUAAUUUUAAUGAUAAUACUUCAAGUGUACUUCUCGGGUAUGGCAAUGGUUCUUUUGCAGCUCAAGUAACAUAUGCAACUGGAUCAUUACCAACUGCUAUAGCUGCUAGUGAUUUUAAUAAUGACACUCAACUAGAUAUCGUCGUUGCUAAUAAUGGUGAUGCAACUAUAAGUGUACUUUUUGGGUAUGGUAAUGGAUCUUUUUCAGAUCAAGUAACAUAUCCAACGGGAGCUACUCCAUUUUUUGUAGCUAUUGGUGAUUUUAAUAACGAUACUCGACUGGACAUUGUCGUUGCAAAUAAUGGUAACAACAAUGUAGGUCUACUUUUCGGAUAUGGCAAUGGUACGUUUGCAAAUCAGACAACAUUUACAGUUGGCAACUCACCACAAGCCCUGGCUGUUGGUGAUGUGAAUAAUGAUAGUCAACUAGAUAUUGUCGUUGCUAAUACAGGUGACAACACUGCUAGUGUACUUCUUGGACUAGGGAAUGGUGCUUUUGCAAAGGCGACAACAUAUUCAACUGGAUUUAUGCCAUACUUUAUAGCCCUUGCUGAUUUCAAUAGUGAUAAACGACUGGAUAUCACCGUUGCUAAUUAUCGAGACAGUCGUAUUGGUAUACUUCUUGGUUAUGUAAACAUUGCUUUUGUUAAACAAAUAACACUCAUAACUGGUAAUGGUUCUCGACCAAAAUCAUUUGCCAUUGGAGAUUUUAACAAAGAUAAUCGACUCGAUAUUGCUGUCACAAAUUCUGGCACGAAUAAUGUGGGUAUAUUUUUUGGCUAUGGAAAUGGUUCUUUUGCUCUUCAGACUACAUAUGCAACUGGUUCUUCUCCACGAUCUAUAGCUAGUGGUGAUUUUAAUAAUGAUACUAUACUAGAUAUUGUUGUCGCUAAUAGUGGUAGUGAUAGUAUUAGUGUACUUUUCGGAUAUGAAAAUGGUUCUUUUUCAAAUCAAACAACAUUUACAACUGGCUUUGAAUCUGAACCAUAUACAGUAGCUGUUGGUUAUUUUAACAAAGACAUUUUUCUGGAUAUCGUCGUCAUUAAUUAUGGUCUGAGCAAUGUCUAUGUGUUUCUUGGAUAUGGUAAUAGCACAUUCGUAGGUGUAUCCGCUUUUACACUCGGUUUUGGAUCAUCACCAAUAUCUUUAGCUGUUGCCGAUUUGAACAAUGAUAAACAAUUGGAUUUUGCUGUUGUGAACGAAGGUACUGAUAAUUUAAAAAUUCUUCUAGAAACUUGCUAA
Molecule: messenger RNA, 1374 nt
Organism: Adineta steineri
Lineage: Eukaryota; Metazoa; Rotifera; Eurotatoria; Adinetida; Adinetidae
Source: the annotation of a GenBank genome assembly